Gallus gallus (chicken) is the source of this 3225-nucleotide messenger RNA. RefSeq lists its product as uncharacterized. Gene Ontology annotation, cellular component: cytoplasm. The transcript has 19 exons. The record is from RefSeq and is a predicted model, not a curated record. Bases 85 to 3132 code for a protein of 1015 amino acids. Lineage: Eukaryota; Metazoa; Chordata; Aves; Galliformes; Phasianidae.
AGCGGGGCCCAUUGUGACGCGUCCCCGUGCCCCCCAGCUCCAGCAGCGCCAGCGCUGUGCCCCUCACUUUCCGUCAGGACUGAGAUGGGACAGCACGCGAGCAGAGCAGCGGUGCAAGCCGCCCCUCGGGGCAAACCGCAGCACUUCUCUCCGCCCAUGGCUGCCCAGGCCACGGCCCGUCCCCAACCUCAGCCCUCAUCCUCUGCGAUGGAGGAGAGAAACCCCUCGUGCCCUGCUGAGGCCAAGGAGAAGGACAAACUCCCCCAGGAGCCCACUUCUGUGCCGCCCGCUCCCCCCUUGGAUGCCUCUGGGCUGCCCAUGUGUGCUGUGGAGCGUUACGCGAUGGACAACAUUGAGGCCUUUCUCCGGAGCACAGAGCCUCAGAAUGAGGAGAAGAAGAUGAAGUUCCUGUGCAGCAUCCGCACCAUCUGUGGCUCCGCAGCAGAGAGGAACACGGUGCAGGAACUGCGCAUCUUCUGCCGCCGGAAUGAACUUGUGGAGAACAUCAUGGUGCUGCUGGCAGAGGAGCCGCGGAGAGAGCUGAGCUCCGAACUGCGGCUGCAAGCGGUAGCCGCCAUCACCUCCCUCAGCAAGGUGGAGGGGGCUCUGGAGGAGAAGAUCCCUCUCUUUGUUGUGUGCUUCCGGAGCAUCUUCCUGCUUCCCUCAGAGCAGGACCUGGACACAAACCUUUACUCCAAGACCCUGAGGGCUCUGGAUGAGAUGCUGCACUCAUUGGUGUUCAUUCACCCCAGCACCAGCAUCGGAGAGGAGCUGAAAGACGUCUUCCAGGUGAGCCUUGCCCAUGGGGACCACACAGAGGAAGAGUGUUCCCCCCCCAUCCCCACCACCCCAAAAACCUUCUGGGGUGAUCCAGGGGACCACAGGGCAGAGCAGCACCUCCUCUUCCCACAGGUGCUGCUGCCCUUCACCUCCUUGCAGAGCUCGACCGUGCGCCAGAGGGCAGUGGGGCGCAUCUGGAAGCUGACUCAUUCGCUGGCACAUUACUGCCAGGAGAAGCCCCGUCACUCCUCGGAACAAUCCCCAUCUGCCAGCUAUGACGAGCUCCGCCUGCCCGUGCUGGGGCAGCUGGUGGGAUGCCUCAUCCUGUGCUGCGCUUUUGUCCAGGAGGACAAAACAUGCCGCUGUGCUUUGAGCGCUCUCCGUCACCUCUACAGAUUUGUCCUGUGGAGAAGCCGCUGGGAAGGGCAGCUGGACGAGCAGGGGAAACUGGAGCAGUGGGAAGCUGACCACGAGUUCUCCCUCACCUGGACCACCAACACCACGGUCAUUUUGCUGCGCUUUGAGAAGUACUUCCACUCUUCAGAGAAGACUGAUCUCAUCCUCCUGGCGCUGCAGGGCAUGAGGGACUGCAGCAACUACAACACCCAGGUGGCUUCCACCUUGAUGGCCAUCCUGACGGUUGACUUCAACCCUAUGCCCAAUGAUGUGCAGCGCAUCGUGACGGCCAUCCACAGGAGCAGGAAGCUGAUCACAGAGGAGCAGGCACUGAGGACCAUCCACGGCACCUUCCCCUCACUGGCUGCCGCCAACCCUCGCGCGAUGACACUCAGCCUGCUGCGCUGCUCCCCCACCUGUGACAAGGACAUAUGGGAGCUGUGGGAGUUGGCGCUGUCCUCGGUGGAUGUGGUGCCAAAGAUGGUGCAGGCGCUGCUGCGUCAGCUGGAGACCGUGCCGCUGGGCCAGAAGACCGAGGUCGGCGUCCUUCACCUGGCCGCGGCCACGGCACUGCAUAAGCUCCUGCAGUACCUGGACUACGGCCCACAGGUGCGACUGGUUUUCCCGGAGCUCUUUGUGGCGCUCAUCAUCCAGCUGGUGUCCGCCGGGCCGCUAGCUCCGCUGGAGAUCAUCGCCAUCACGGAGGACCCAUUCCGCCCAUCUGCGCCCACCUCUGCCAUCAGGAUGGUGGUGGAGACGGCCCGCAGUUUGCUGCUCUGCGCUGAUAUGGACAACCUGGCAUUCUCCAUGGAGACCCACGACCUGUGGGCGCGGUUGCUGGGCGCUUCCAUGUGGCAAAACGGCCUACACUCCCUUGCCAAGGUGAUGCUGAAGAACUGCCGGGAUCAGUGCAGACCCAUCUUCAGACACCUGCAGAAUCUGCUGCAGUACCACCAGCUGCAGUGGAGGGAGGUCCCCGCCAUGGCGUUCUACCUCGAGCUGUGGAGCUGCCAGGGGCACCACAAGGAUGACACCGGCACCCAAAAGAUCUUCAGGAAAUACAUCCGCAGCAAACAGCCCAGGAGCAGAGAGCUGGCGCUGCGCGGGCUGAGGAACCUUUACGCUGGGAGGAUGCAGCUGCUGCUACCUGACGCGCUGCUGUGGCUGCAGGACAUGCGGGCUGACAUCAAACUGCAGGCCAUACAUCUGCUGCAGGACAUUGUGGCACAGCGCCCCGCCAGCAUCCGAGGUGUGCUCAGCCAGCUGGCCGUGCAGCUGCUGUCCUGCUUCAAUGAGGACAACGCAGAGGUGCGCUGGCGCUCCAUGGAGCUCUUUGCGCUGCUGCUGGAGGCGCCAGGCAGGAAGCGGCUGCUGCUGCAGGCGGAGAGGAGUCUGCUGCCACUCUUCAUCCACAUGAAUGAGGACAUCCCCAACGUGGCGCAGGCUGCUCAGAAAGCUCUGAUCCACGCCGCCAAGCUCCUUGGCUGGCAGCAACUGCAACGCUUGGCCUGUGCGGCGGAGGUCUGGAUGAUUGCUGACUGCCUGGUAAGGACCCCCACCCCUCAACCCCUCUGGACCCCCCUUGCUGCCCUGCAGAAGGGGGGUCGGGGAGCCACUCUGCGGGUGCCACCCCCACCAUGCUCUCUGCAGCUUCAGAAGAGGGGCAGAGAUGCGGAGCAGUACCUGAAGGACACGGUGCUGCACCUGCACAGCCCCCAGGUGCCCGUGAGGGACACGGCCGUGCGCUUCCUCGGGCUGCUAGGGCGAAAGCUGAGGAAUGAGAACCGGGAGAAGGUGUUGGACAUCCGUAAAGCCCUGGAGGGCGCCAAGGAGGACAGCGAGCCGACCGUGCGCUGUCUGGUGCUGCAGACACUGCUGAUCCUCAGCGUGCUGGAAGAUGUGCCGCCCACCAGGCCCAGGUUGCGCCGAUGGUUCUGGAGAACGUGGAGGGAGUAGUGCCGCUCCACAGGGAUGGGUCUUCGUCUGUCACGUUUGUUGUAGUGUUAUAUGUAGAGCUGAAAUAAAAGUAGUUAUUAGUUAUUAGUUAAA